AUGAAUGUUGAAAAGUCAGAUGACAAAGCAAAGAAUGGCUUGAAGUCUUCCUUACUUAUAAGGGAUGAAAAUGGAAAUAACUACACAUGUGACAGAGCUACGCCUUCCUCAAAGAAUUGUGCCACCGAGAUACACAGUGAUUCAAGUGACCAAAAUAUAGUGACUGAGCAUGGAGCUGAUACCGUUCUUCAAGAGAAGAGUGACUUCAGAAGUGUUCUUUUAAAACAACAGUGUAUUGAAGCACUUCAUCUGCAGAAGACACCUGGUAAAUACGACUGCCCAGGAGCUCUGUGGGGAGAUGCAGAUACUGCAUGCGGGUCUUCUGUGACUGAACAGACUUGUGUGUAUCCUUUGAACUGUGACUUGAAAGAAACAACAAACUUACUGAAAGGUAACAUUGCUAUGGCAAAAAUGCAACAUCAGAGUAUCAAACAAUUGGUGCCUUAUAGUCAGACUGACUCUAAGUGUGUAUUACCUCUUCCUGCUUCAGAGCAGAACAUGCAGUCCCUGAUAAAUGACAGGGCAUGCUGCCACCUGAGCACAUUGGAUGCUACUAAUGUUAUAGGUGAAACUCUAGGAACUGAUGAAAAUGAUGACAUGCAUCUGAGGGAAACGUUUAUCUCUUCUGAAGUGUGUACGAGAGAGAAAUUUGAUAGAACCAGCUUAGGGAGAACACCUAAUAUCUCCUCUACGAUAGUGGCUUCAGAAAGACCAGAUGCCUUUUCAGACCUUGAAGUGUAUUGUCCUGUCUCUGCAGGUGUUCAACACUGUCUAAAAAACACUGACAAGACUGAUAAAGAAUCCCAGGAAACAGAAGCACAGUCUGUAAAGCUAGCUGCUGGAUGUAUAGAUCCUUAUAGGCAAGGUGCAUUAUCACUGUGCAUUGGUAUUAAUGAAGAUGGCCAAGUGAAAUCCUUGCAGGAUACCCCUGACCAUGAUGGAACUGGGAAUUCCAAUGCUGAAACACACAUGGGUAGUCCUGUAAAUAAUGUGCACCUUCUCCCAGUAGAUAAAAUGGAUGGAGAACAAGUAUCAAAGAAAACCAGUGAACACUUAACCAAAGAACAAAGUAUCUCUGGAAAUGCUGCUCUUCAGGAUAUGCACAACAACUCUUUCGUAUCUUGCAGUGUACCAAAAUUCAAGAGGACUGCUAUGCCUGACCUGAGAUGCGAAGCAACUUUUGUGGUCUUCAAUCCUAUGGCUGAUGAAAGCAAUUCUGCUCUAUGUACUUCAACCCCUAAGGAACGAUCAAAAAAUACAAUUUUUUCUGUUCCAGCUUUUGCAGAACUUGGAGACAAGUCUCCUAAACUAAGACCAAAUGAGUCGUUUGUAGGAGGGUAUAAUAGAAGGCCUUUGAUUAAAGCUAGUUCUGGUCAAACUGCAGGAAAACCAAUGGGCAGGCCUCCUAUUGUGUCAACAAUAACCAAAGCUAAGAAAUCAGAGAUUGUUAGUUUUCCCAAACCUAAUUUCAAAAAUGUUAAGCCAAAGGUUAUGUCUAGACCUGUGCUACAGUCAAGAGACAGUGCAGCAUUAAAACAGUCUCCCCAGUCCCCCCAACUAUCAGCUGUCUCCUCGUCUUCACUGGUUGCUUCCCCGAGGCAAUUGUCUCCCUCUAUGAAAGUGCUGAAAAAGAAAAUAGAUCUAGCUAAAGAUACUAAAGUGGAAUUACCUGUGAAUAAGCCCCACAAGCUACAUCUUAACAAACACCUCUUCACUAGCCAAGUCAUACAUGCCACAACACAUCCCAGAAACGCUUCCCACAAGGCUUCAAAGACACCUGCAUUAAAGCAGAAUCCAGAAGACAUUGGCAAAGCAAGCUCUACCCAUUCAGCAUGCUCCUCGGCUUCUGCUGCGCUUCCAGUGUGUGCAGAGAACUUGGAAGAGAUGCUGAAUGAUAAAAUGGAAAGUUCAAACUCUGUAGUGCAACCUUUUGCUCAAAACAUCUACCCGACCAGAGGUGAAAAAGAACAAAGCAGCAACAUGGGAAUUCUUCUGGAAGCAGCCUUAUUAAAAGAUGUGGCAAAUGAAACAUUUGACCUGGACUCUGUUCCUUUG
Molecule: messenger RNA, 2055 nt
Organism: Cariama cristata (Red-legged seriema)
Lineage: Eukaryota; Metazoa; Chordata; Aves; Cariamiformes; Cariamidae
Product: microtubule-associated tumor suppressor 1 homolog
Exons: 1
Cellular component (GO): nucleus; cytoplasm
Molecular function (GO): microtubule binding
Source: RefSeq, a predicted model, not a curated record